GGUCUACUGUCCCAGCAACCCAAGUUCACACCUAAAAGCAAGGAAAAGGAAUUUUUAUUUUAACCUUUAAAAUUGCCUCUAAUCAUGGAUGCUGUAAACAGAUGACAGGGGUGCCAUUCACAUAAAAUAUAGGCAUUUUAGAGGUGCCAAAAUAAAAUAUAUCAGCCAUAUUUAAUAAAUUCCAGUUCUACUCUCUUCUACCCUGUAGCCCAAGAAGCAGCAACAAUGGGGUUACAGGAUCAUGCAGUAUUUUUCAGGAAAAUGACAAAGUUAAUUUUGUAUGAAAUGCCAAAAGCUGGGUAUUCCAGCAUAUUAAAUGAUUUCGUGGAAUCUAAUUUUUUUGUGAUUGAUGGAGACUCCUUGCUUGUCACAUGCCUAUGUGUAAAAUCAUUCAAGUGGGGACAGAAUCUCCACUUCUUCUAUCUGGUUGAAUGCUAUCUUGUGGAUCUUAUGAGUAAUGGAGGACAAUUUUCUAUAGUUUUCUUCAAGGAUGCUGAAUGUGCAUAUUUUGAUUUUCCUGAAAUUCUUUCAUUGAGAACUGCUUUAAUUCUCCACCUUCAACACAACACUAACAUUGAUGUGCAAACGGAGUUUUCUGGAUGCUUAUCACAAGAUUGGAAGUUAUUCUUGGAACAGCAUUACCCAUAUUUUCUGAUAGUUUCAGAGGAAGGCCUGAGUGAUUUACAAACGUACCUUUUUAACUUCUUAAUCAUACAUUCAUGGGGAAUGAAAGUCAAUGUUGUGCUUUCUUCAGGGCACGAAUCUGAUACUCUCAGACUUUAUGCACAUAUCAUGGAAAGCACAGAGAGAAACCAAACUUUUUUGGAGAAGAAUGAAACUGUGAUUCGGAUUGCAUAUAAAAGUCUCAUACAACACUUGGAAGAAAGAAGGAUUUUAGCAUUAGCACCUUAUUUUGAACAGUUGAAAUGGAAUGAUAUGAUGGAAGAGGCGUGUUGGACUCUAUUUCUGCUUCAGCAUCUGUGGCCAGAAGGAUCGGACAUCCGGCGUGUCCUCUGCGUCACCUCAUGUUCACUGUCCUUAAGAAUGUACCAUCGCAUCUCAGUGCACUGUAAUCACCUAUCCCUGCAGGAGGUGGAAGAUUUCUGCAGACUGCAUUGCCUCUGUGUGGCUUUUCAACUCCACUUACCCCUUUCACAGAGAGCUUGUUCUCGAGUCAUCACAUCCUCUUGGAUUAGGGCCAGUGAUUCUUUCUUAAAAAUGAACAAGUGGUGUGAACAUUUCAUUUUAGGCAACUUAAACAUUUUGGGAUCCUGGAAUCUGGAUUUAAAUCAUGUUUCUGACUUACAUGAUGAGCAAUUGUUAAAGAAUAUUGCCUUUCACUAUGAAUUUGAAAGUACUCAAGAACCACAUUUGAAUUUGGGAGAUUCCAUUAGGAGGGAUUAUGAACACCUGUGGAAUUUUGUGUCACAGCUGGUUAAAGAAUUCGAUGUUGGAAAGUCUUUUCCUGUGAGAACAAGAACACAACAUUUUCUUACACAAAAAGAAUCAGUCAUUCAAGAAAUCUCCUUGGAAAAGUUGCCUAGUGUGGGUUUUAUUCCGAUGACAUCUGCUGUAAUUGAUGAGUUUGUUGGAGACAUGGUGAAGGAUUUGCCUAUUCUAAAGAGUGAUGACCCAGUUGUUCCUUCACUGUUUCCACAAAAGUCAUCUGAUGAGCUUUUGCACUGGCAUGGCCAAAGACUCCUUAGUGAUGACUAUGACAGGAUCAAGUGUCGCAUUGAUGAGAAAUCUAGAGAUCCUCAUGUUCUUGGUUUCCUGAAAAAGUAUCAGGCUUAUCAGCAGUUUUAUGGAAAAUCACUAGAAGCAGUCUCUACAAAAGUCAUUUCGAUUCAAACUACUCAGCAAAAGGAUUCCGGUGGUGCCAGUGGUGAAAUAUUGCAGAAUUUUAAAGCCCAAAAAGUUACCAAAAAGAAAAAGAAAAAGUCAAUUCUCAAAGAAGAUCAGAAUAAAGAACAGCAAAAUGAUGAUCUGGUGUUUUCGAUUGAAGAGGAGAUGAAAAAUAACUUACAUUCUGGAAUAAGGAAAUUGGAAGAUUUUUUGACGUCAUGUGCAAGUAAUUCAGCGAAAUUUGGAGUUGAAAUGUUAGGAUUAGUUGCCUGCUUUAAAGCAUGGAAAGAACAUUGCCACAGUAAAGGCAAAAUUUCAAAAGAUAUAAGUAUUGCUGUUCAAAUGAUGAAAAGGAUUCAUUCACUCCUGGAGAGAUACCCAGAAAUUUUGGAAGUGGAACAUCAUCAAUAUAUAGCUAAAUGCCUUAACUGUUUAGGCUUUAAUGAUUUGGCAAGCUCUUUAGAUCCGACUUUGGUGAUAGGGGAUGACGAAAAGAAGAAUAAAGGAAAUAAAUAUUCAAUUGGCAUGGGGCCAGCUCGGUUUCAACUGCAAUACAUGGGCCCUUACUUGAUACGAGAUGAAAGAAAGGAUCCAGAUCCCAGGGUCCAGGAUUUUAUUCCCGACACAUGGCAGCGGGAACUCCUGGAUGUGGUGGAUAAGAAUGAGUCAGCAGUGAUUGUGGCCCCAACGUCCUCAGGCAAAACCUAUGCUUCCUACUACUGCAUGGAGAAAGUGCUGAGGGAGAGCAAUGAUGGGGUGGUUGUGUACGUUGCACCCACAAAGGCUGUUGUUGGUCAGGUGGCUGCAAGCGUUCAGAAUCGUUUUACUAAAAGGUUACCUGCUGACAGAACUCUAUGUGGUGCUUUCACAAGAGAUUAUCAUCACAAUGCACUAAAUUCUCAGGUACUUAUUACAGUGCCUGAAUGUUUCGAAAUUCUGCUGCUUGCUCCUAAUCGCCAAAAAUGGGUGAAAAGGAUUAGAUAUGUUAUAUUUGACGAGGUCCAUUAUCUUGGCAGAGCAGUUGGAGUAAAAUUUUGGGAGCUCCUCCUUGUCAUUAUUCGAUGUCCCUUUUUGAUUCUUUCAGCUACCAUAGAUAAUCCAGAUCUUCUCACUAAGUGGCUGCAUUCAGUAAAACAGUACUGGAAAUGGGCAGACAAGAUUAUGCAAGAGAAAUUUAUUUCUGAGAAAGAGGCUAACGAAUGUCUCAACUUUCUCAAAGACCAUUCAUAUAAAAAUCAAUCAUAUGAAGUUAGACUUGUGCUCUGUGGAGAGAGACACAGUGAUAUAGAGAAGCAUAUAUGUUCAGUAAAACAUGAUGAUGUUUAUUUUGAUCAUUUUCAUCCAUGUGCUGCACUAACGACAGAUAUUAUUGAAAAGUAUGGAUUCCCACCUGAUCUUACACUCACCCCUCAAGAAAGCAUCCAGCUUUAUGAUACCAUGGUUCAAGUCUGGGAAACUUGGCCCAGGGCUUAGGAAUUGUGUCCAGAGGAAUUUGUUCUUUUUAAGAAUAAAGUGGUCAUUAAGAAGUUGGAUGUUAGAAAAUAUGAAGAAAACUUAAAGGCAGAAUUAACAAAUUGGAUUAAAAAUGGCAAAGUGAAGCAGGUCAAAAGAGUACUGGAGAACCUUAGUCCAGAUUCAUCGUCUAGUUCAAAAGAUAUGGUAAACAUGUUUCCUCUUCUUGUUGAAAAGUUAAGGCAAAUGGAUAAGUUACCUGCAAUAUUUUUUUUGUUUAAGAAUGGUGAUGUGGAAAAAAGAGCUGGAAGUAUGUGUGCUUUUCUGGAGAAGACAAAGACAAAAAGCCAUCCCCACCCUGAGUGUCAUCGUUAUAUUCUUGAUAUAAAUGAAGAACUUACAAAAAUUGAAAGAAUUAUGAAGGAAGAAGAAAAGAUUAUUAAAAAAAAACAGAAGAGGGCUGGAAAACUGGAAGGAAUGCUAAUGGAUAGGCCCGAAUAUAUUAAUUUCCUGAAGAAGCUGAACAGUGUGAAAAUCUCUGAAGGCCGCACAUAUGCUGAUGUCAGUGCCCUGCACAGUGAGAUCACCGAGGAGAAUGGGUUGACUUUGAAUACAGUGUUAAAACGAGUGCAAUUCAUGAGAAAAGGCGAAGAACUGACGACUUUAGCACAAAGGGGGAUUGGAUAUCAUCACAGCGCCAUGUAUUUUAAAGAAAGAGAAUUAGUUGAGAUACUCUUUGCAAAAGGGCUUAUUAGGGUAGUGACAGCUACUGGAGCAUUUGCCUUGGGGAUCCACAUGCCAUGCAAAUCUGUUGUUUUUGCUCAAGACUCAGUCUAUCUGGAUGCUUUAAAUUACAGACAGAUGUCUGGUCGUGCUGGAAGAAGAGGUCAAGACCUGCUUGGAGAUGUCUAUUUCUUUGAUGUCCCAUUGCCCAAAAUAAAAAGACUCAUUGCAUCCAAUGUUCCUGAGCUGAGAGGGCAGUUUCCUCUCAGCAUAACCCUGGUCCUGCGACUCAUGCUGCUGGCUUCCAAGAAAGAUGACCCAGAGGAUGCCAAGGCGAAGGUGUUGUCAGUGCUAAAGCAUUCAUUGCUGUCUUUUAAGAGACCAAGAGCCAUGGUGACUUUGAAACUUUACUUUUUGUUUUCUUUGCAGUUCCUGAUCAAAGAGGACUAUUUAAAUAACAAAGGUAAUCCAAAGAAAUUUGCAGGACUUGUAUCAUAUUUGCAUGGACAUGAACCUUCAAAUCUUGUUUUUGUAAAUUUUCUCAAGAGAGGCCUUUUUCAUAAUCUCUGUAAACCAGCCUUUAAAGGCACCCAACAAUUUUCCCAAGAUGUGAUGGAGAAGCUUGUGUUAGUACUGGCAAACUUGUUUGGAAGAAAAUAUAUUCCAGCAAAAUUCCAAAAUGCUCAUCUAAGUUUUUCUCAGUCAGAGGCGAUCCUUGCCGACCUCCCAGAAGAUUUUAAAGCUGCUUUACAUGAGUAUAACCUGGAAGUGAUGAAGGAUUUUGCCUCCUUCCUCCUGACUGCUUCCAAGUCGGUGAACAUGAGAAAUGAGUAUCAACUCCCUUUGUCAGGAAUCAAAUUCACAGGUAAAAAAUGUGAAGACUCCCAACUUGUGUCUCACUUGAUGAGCUGCAAGGAAGGAAGAGUCGCCAUUUCACCAUUUGUUUGUCUUUCGGGGAACACAGAUAUUGAUUUGCUUCAACCAGAGACUGUCAAUCAGGUCAUUCUGCACACAGUCGGUGUUAAUGGCACUCACGCUCCUCUGCUGUGGCCAUGGAAAUUCGAUCACCGAGGAAGGAGGAUGCCACUAAAUGCAUAUGCACUCAAUUUCUACAAGCACAACUGCUUGACAAGAUUAGGACAAACCAAUGGGAUGCAUAUGGGACAGCUCUUAAGGUGUUUGAAAGACUUUGCAUUCAACAUUCAGGCUAUCAGUGUCUUUUCCAGGCUCUGGCAUCUCCUGUUGAUUUCCUGUGUUCAUCUGCCCCCAUCUCAAUAGAGACCUAAGCAAAUAUGAACUCUCUGUGGGUACUCCUUUCUUUAUGCUCCAUUGCUCAUCUAAUUUUUGUCUAGCUCCAUUUUCCUUAUCUCUAGUCCUUACUUCUUUUUCAAGUGUGUGUAGUUUUUCACAAAUUCAGUUUGGGAAGGAGAAUAUUUAUUUAAAGGACCUUGUUAGUGAGGACACAUUUAUGGUUUUCCUUGGUUUGAGCUGAGUCUGACCCUUUGGGAAGCUCUCUGCAAAGAGUGAAAGUCUUAGAAUGGCCCUACUUCUCCCACUUUGAGUAUCUUCAUGUGGGGGAUUCCUCAAGUGGCUUAUAGCUACCAAAGCUUCAACUUCUUUGAGCAGCCUGAGAAGCUUUGGAGAUUUUAAACAUAUCUCAAGAGUUGAAACAAGAAAAAUAAUUCUUUUAUCUGUUCAUCAAUUAUAAAAGUAUCAAGAUCUUACUUUGAUAGAGGGACUCUUCCAGGCACUUCAAUGUCAUGGGAGAAACUUUCUUGUAGACAAUCAUAUGUGGUAAGUGCUAUGAUUGAGUUACAUAUAAAAUACUAAGAUAACAUCAAUACCUUAUGAUUAAUGCUACUAGAAUCAGAAAAAGCAUUAUAGAAGAUGUAAUUUCGAAUUAGGUCUCAAAGGAGAAGUGAAAAUUCAUUAAGUAGAUUAAUUUUACUUAAUGUAAUUCUAGUUACAUAGGAUAAUUAAGUAGAAUAAUUACAGUAAUUGGAUUUUAAGCAGGGAGAAUAGUGUAUCCAAAUGUACAGAAAUAUUAAAGGUCCUGAUAUAUUCAGGUAUAGGCCCCAAGCUAAUGAUGGUGGAAUACAGAAUGUGGAGGUUGUGACGGGGAUACGGAGACAUGCUGAGAAGUGAGUGUGGAGUCUUUGAAAGGAAUUUGGUUAUAUAUGCGAAGGGUCUUACUUGUUAUGCAAUGAAGUCUGGAUUUAAAAUGUAGACAAAGGUGAGAUAGGGAGUUUUUAAGGAUGAGUAUAACAUAGAUCUAUGUUUUAGGGAUGUUAUUCUGGCACAGGAUAUAGAUUAACUCAGGAGGUAGAGAAACUGAAGGCAGGGAACUAAAGUUGGAGGCUAUAUUCUGGGCUUGAAUUAGGCAGUGGUGGGAGAAAUGAAUGAUGUAAGAGGUGGAAUUCAUGCAGUGGGGCAAGAGAUAUGACAACUGGGAUUUCUGAUUUGGUUAAUUAUAAUGUUAAUGAAAGUAUGGAAUACAUGAUGUUGACUUGGUAGCUGACAAUAAUUUAUGAGUUGGAAUUUAAAAUAUCACGUGUUGUCUGUAAGACAUCCAGGGGGAAAUGUCAAGCAGUCAGAUGGAAUAAUAAGUCUGAAACUCUGGAGGAAUUUCAGACUUAGAGAUAAAGAUGUCAUAAUUCCUAAUAUUCAGCCACUGAGGACUAGUUAAAAAAAAAAAAAGAAGAAGCUCUGCUCUAGAGUGAAUAAGGUGGGACAUGAAGACAGAAAGGAUGGCAGAAUGUUAAAUCACAGUGGAUUUCAAUGCUCAAAUCACAUGUCAGGUACUGAAAGACCCACUUAGUUCUAAGUCUCCUCUCGUUCACUCUAGGUUCUAGUUCCUAAAAUCUAUGGAAAAGGGACAGAAUAGUUUUUUCAUUGAAUUGGAUGACUGCAGGUUUUCAAAAAUAAUGGUCAGGAUAUUAGGAAGUCUAUAUGGCUUUCAUGAGAUGUAUACAGAGAAGAAAAGAAGUUGAAUAACACUUCUAGGGCCCAAGAAUAUGGGAUUCUGUGGUCUUACAAACUCACAGAGCAAGCUUAGGUGUAAGAUAAAGAGGAACUGUGUGAAGCUAUAUAUCUUUAUCUUUCUCAAGAUACAUGAUGCAUAUUGUAAAGAUUUUAUAAGAUAAAUGUGCCUUUUAUUAUUCUGCAUAUUUUUUUCUCCAUAUUUAGGUUUUGGGGCAAUUACUUCUGCUAACCUUUUAGUAAUAUUGAUUGUUAUCAAAAUGUGGGCUCAUUAAUAU
This is a messenger RNA of Callithrix jacchus (white-tufted-ear marmoset), 7277 nucleotides long. Lineage: Eukaryota; Metazoa; Chordata; Mammalia; Primates; Cebidae. The record is from RefSeq and is a predicted model, not a curated record.